Messenger RNA from Cynoglossus semilaevis (tongue sole), 3042 nucleotides. RefSeq names its product Ig-like V-type domain-containing protein FAM187A. The coding region runs from base 1010 to 2302 and encodes 430 amino acids. NCBI's taxonomy places the organism in Eukaryota, Metazoa, Chordata, Actinopteri, Pleuronectiformes, Cynoglossidae. The record is from RefSeq and is a predicted model, not a curated record. The transcript is spliced from 5 exons.
AACCAAACUGACACUUUUUAUUCUGGCAAAACAGUUUUCUACGUUAGUAAUACUGCUGCCUUGAGGCUUUGUUCCUUAAAUACUUGCUAUGAACAAUCAAGGCAAAUGGACUCACACAGACACAGUUCAAGCAGCCACACUGGUUCGAGGGCAGCGAUGAGUCAUCCAUUUGUGGUAGACAUUCACAGAGUGACUCAUCACUUUCCUAAUCGUGUAAUUUUGUAGCAGCGUCCACGAAUUGAGUAUCAAUUCAGAUGAAGUACUUAUUUAAACUGGGUAAUACUAAUUAAGUUGGACUCACAAACACUCCUUCAUCAGCCAUCUCUCACGGUCCAUUCCUUGUUCCUAGUUGCAGGCAGAAUUUGGACGGCCCACGGGCUGUGAGUUUGAGACUCCUGUUCUAAACCGUACCCUGAAAGUAUGUUACAACAGCAAUUCAUUCAUGUCUUCUCGACCUGGACCAUGAAGUGAUUUGUAGACCAGUAGCUGAAUUUUCCGGUCUGUUCUAUAGCUGCCUGGGAACCAGUGUCAGUCGCUCAGACUUAAAUUCCAAACCAGCAUCUGGUAUCAGUGGGAUUUACAGGCACGUAGAGGACUUAAUUCAAGGAAUGAAUUCAACGAAAUUGUCUAGUAAUGAAAUUGUAAAGCGUGUACUUGACAUCAGAUGAGGGAUUGUGGCAGCGAGUGUCAUAUUUUCUAUGAUCAGAUCAAACUGGUGCUGUUUUAUUAACCUUUGCAGAGAAAACGCAAAAACCAAACAAACAAAGAGUCAUUGAAAAAGUACUUGAAUCAAUCACGUCCUUUGAUCCUUUGAAGCUUUCACACUUGGAGGAGUGUAAAGAGGAAGGGAGCGCGGUACUCAAUGGGUUCAAGUAUAAAGUUAAUAGGUUUCCUAAUGAAAUGUACUGAAAUACGUAAGAGAUGAGCUGAAAAAACAAAAGAUGAUAUUAGACAAAUCCACAGCAUUUGAAAAUGACCCUGUGAUACGGUAUUAGCGACGAUUAGCUUGAUGACUCCUCCCUCCUAUCCACUCCUCGUCAUCCUUCUCCUCCUGAUUCAGGAGGUGUGUAGCUACGAGGCACCAGAGGAAGAGGUUGACGUGUUUGAAAGGAAGGCGUGUCCUGCGUUUUUGACCUUUAUCAACGUCGCCUACUUGGCUGGAGUCACGGUGGAGCUGCCCUGUCACUGCAAACCUAAGCAGAUCCAAUCAGUUGUUUGGUUCUACAGAACACGUGUGGACAGCUUUGAGGAAACCAGAGCCCUGACUGAUCACCAUGGCAACAAGCUGCUGGACACCAGUAAGGUCCCUCACAGUGGAGACCUGCGGAGUCGAUUCUCCAUCCGGCUUUUCAGACUGAUGAUCUUCAGGGCGGGGAGUGCCGACUCUGGACUCUACCUCUGCGGUUCUGCCCAUAAAGACUUCUUCUAUGCGUACGAUGUGGACAUCCAGGAGGCACGGAGGCUCAGCUUUAGCCCCAGCCUUACAAAAUUAACUAGCGACAAUACGACUGAGAAACCGAGGAUCAUCUCCACCAAGUCCAUGUACCAGGUCUUCACCCACUUCCGUCCGUGGUCGGUGUGUGAUCGCUGUGGUGUCCCAGGGGAACAGGUCCGUGCGGGCCUCUGCUACGUCCACUCCAAAUACCUGCAUGUACGCUACAGACAGACCAAUCAGACGGCUGCCUCCUGUGGAUCGGGGGCGGUGCCAAUGGCUUUUGGCAGCCUCAAGCAUGGCCAGGUGGAAGCCGGGUUGGAGGUUAAAAGCUGCCAGGUGACCUGCUCCAAUCAAACAUCCUCCACCUCAAAACUCUCCACCGUGAUGAAGUUUCUUGGUUUCGGUUCCUCAUCGGACCUGGAGUUACCAGUGUUCUUCCUUAACCAUCCAGAAGAUUCUGUUCUGACCAUGGGUUGCCCCGGAGCACAAGCAGACAUGGCAGUAGCCUGGGAUCGAGGGUCUGAGCCCAUAUAUCGGUCCAAACAUUUGUCAGGCGGUAACCUGGGACCUCAGUCUUCCAGGCUGCAGAUAGACACCGGACAUCACCUGUUGUUCAAACCUGCACAAACCGAGGAUUCAGGUGUUUACUACUGCUGGAUUCAGGGUCGGCCGGCUGCUCGGAUAAAUCUACUGGUUCACGUCCGAUUGGGGAAGCGCCGGUCAGUGAUGUCACACCCAGAAUUUCCCAGAGCUGUCAAGACCGUGCUAAUAUCGUACGCUGUCAUGGUUGGUGUGUUUUUGUUGCUGGUUUUGGGCAGAGCCGUGAUGAGGCACAGACGAGACUCUACAGUAAAUCAUUUGGAUUAAACACAAACAGUACAUGUAGGUGCAAUAUAUUUGACAGUCGGGUGGCUGAGGCAAGUGAGCGAUCAUCAACCCUUAAAGUUUCCAUUUGGCUUACAUUUUCCUGAUAAUGGUUAUUCGAACACAUUGUUUAUUCUUGCAUAGCAUUUGUAAGGUUAUUUUGAGCAUUUUAGAGAAGAGGCUUCUAACAGGUAGCCUGUGAUCAGUGGGAUGGUGAAAAACAUGAAGCUGUCAUCCUAUCACCUGGGAUAAAAGUACAGCCAGAGUCAAACUCUUUGCCAUCACCUGACCUCGUUCACACAUAUAAACUUCACACAGCACAUGUUCACAUACUCCAUACUCCACAGCAGGCCACAUGCUGGUUCGGUGUGGUUUGUAAUGAAGUGUCACACCUGGAUAUUGAAGCACCUGCAGGUGUUGAAGUGUCACUUGAAAACCUCGGUGCAGCCCAAGAAGAGCAGCAGGGAGAAGAUCCAGGUUCUCUUCAGACCCAGACAUCAGGUGGCUCCUCAUUAAGUUGUCUUUCCAAACCUGAGAGCCGCAGGGAUAAGCACCCCGACACCUCCUCCAGCUGUGGCCUCCUCUUCGUUCUCCUCCUCACCUCAUCCUCUCUCCAUUUCCUGCACCGUGGGUCUGCGCUGACCCAGUCGUGGCCUCCGGCGAUCGCACAGUGGAUUCACUGAAAGAUGAGACGACCUGUAGGUGGCUGAGACGGACAAACACAUUUUAUGUUUUUAAUUAAU